AUGUCAUGCAUGCAGCUGUGUGGCCUUAAGUUUGUGUUCUCUGGCGAUGAGUUUGUGAGCACAGAUGCGUGCAUAGUGGCGUCUAACCAUCGCAAUCGAUUGGACUGGCUAUUCCUAUGGGGCUUGUUUGUGCGCUACGGCAGGCUGCAGUAUCACAAGAUCAUGCUAAAGGCGCCGUUGAAGCACUUGCCUGGCCCUGGGUGGGCCACACAGGCCAUGUGCUUCCUCUUUGUGGAGCGCAGUUGGGAGAAAGACGAAGCGUACAUCAGCAGCUGGAUACAAUACUACCAGAACCAGAACUACCCGCUACAACUGGUGAUGUUUCCCGAGGGCACCGAUCUGAGCGCGGGCAAUCUUAAACGCAGCCACGCGUUCUCAGAGAAAAGUGGCCUGCCUGUGUACGAAUACGUUAUGCAUCCCCGUGUAAAGGGCUUCUGUUCGACUGUUCAGCAGCUGCGCAGCACCACAGACGCUGUGUACGAUGUGACGAUUGGUUACCCCAAAGGCCUUCCACAGAACGAGAAGGAGCUGGCCAUGGGCAUGUUCCCAGGAGAAGUGCACAUCCACGUCAAGCGGUACCUCAUGAUGUCCAUUCCGGACAAUGAAGAUGACCUGGGCCAAUGGGUUAAAGACAGGUGGGCUGACAAGGAACAGCGACUGAAAGCCUUCUACGCCCAGGCAAGGAAAGGUGGGUGGCACACAGUGUUAGUAUGA
Molecule: messenger RNA, 714 nt
Organism: Sphaeroforma arctica JP610
Lineage: Eukaryota; Ichthyosporea; Ichthyophonida
Exons: 7
Coding region: 1-714 (237 amino acids)
Cellular component (GO): endomembrane system
Molecular function (GO): acyltransferase activity
Source: RefSeq, a predicted model, not a curated record